GCGUGAUACCUGGCGCUACGCUUCGAUCGCGAGCCGACGAGGAUAAGAAAUCUCCCGGGGUAAGAAAUCGACGAGGAGGACGAGGAGGAGGAGGAGGAGGACGACGACGACGACGACGACGACGAGAGAGAAAGAUCGUUUUUCUUUCAUCCCCGCGGAGGGUGACGACCCUCGCGCACGCGAGGGAAGUGCAAGAUUCUUUUCUCUGUCACGCGAAGUGCGGGAAGUCCGAUCGGCCGGCGAUCGGCGGAGAAGGACGACGAACCGGAAUGGAGAGGAGGAGGCAGCAGCGUCGUCGUCGUGACUCUACCGACUUCCAAGGUUGAAGGCCCAGCGCGAAUACAUAGCCGCCACCGGAAAAUAUGGGCUCGGAAGCCUGGGAGCUGGAGAGGAGGUACUCGGUGCCGGGGGCACUGGACACCAGGGGGCUGGAGCCGCCGGCCAGCGAGGAUCUGCACGCAUGGUCGAUUUACAGGCAAAACCUGAACUCCGACUUCACGGAUUCCGCGCUCGGCUCCGCCGAGAAGUCGCCGCUGCCGUACGGUAACUUCCAGCUGCGCGACUCCACGGUGCAGAGCAUCCUGCGGCAUCCGCGGUACGGGCCCAAGAGCCCGCUGGCCAGCAACUCGUACACGUACUUGAAAUUCGGCCUGCCGCGCGUUCUGCCGCCCAGCUCGCGGAACCGCGACGGCUCCAGCGGCUACGACUCCAGCGAGGAAGGACGACGGGUCUCGCACGCAGGUGCUCCGGUACACACGACGUCGAUCAUGCGUUCGGCCAGAAGCGAUCCGGACUUCAGGCACGUCCACGCGGUCCCGAGGGAGCCGGCGCAUUCUCAGUUGACUGUCGCGAGGGAGCAUCCGAGGCUAAGGAGCGCCAGCGAGGCUAAUCUCUUGCACAGCGCGGUCAGGACCAAUCGGCGACACAGCAUCGCGCCGAUCGAUCCCGGAUACGUAGCUCACGGGCACCACGGUAUCCUGGCGCCGGAAGGUUACGCGCUGCCGUUGAGACCGAUGCCGUGUCUGCAGCAUCCUCACCUGCAGCUGCGAGGUGUGGAGGCGUCAGGCUCGGACGGGCUGCCACUUCUUCGGGGUAUCACCCUCGAGGCCGGCGCCGCCGAGGUGCUGGCCAUCAUGGCGACCACCGAGAAGGAGGGCACGCAGAUCGUCGAGACGAUCGCGGGCAGGAGGCGUAUAAAAAGGGGCGAUAUUCUGCUCAAUGGAAGAUCCGUAUCGGCACGCAGCCUGAGAUCUCGCGUCGCUUACCUACCCACGGAGAAUGGCCUGAGUCCCGGGCUGACGGCUCAGCAGACCCUCAACUUCUACAUGCUGCUGAGAGGCGGUCGCAAUACCACCACGCUCGAGGCCGAGGCUAUUCUGCAGGAGCUCGGCCUGGAGGCGACCAAGCACUGCCUGGUAAACACCUUGACGACCUCCGAGGCCCGACGAUUGGCCCUCGCCUGCCGGCUGCUUCAGGACUCGCACAUCAUCGCCCUGGACAGACCCACGCACGGUCUGGACAUCUUCGACGCGUUCUUCCUCGUCGAGUACCUGAGGCAGUGGGCCAACCGCGGUCAGCGUCUCGUCGUUCUUACUCUGCACCCGCCCACCUAUGAGAUCCUGACGAUGGUGUCGAGGGUCACACUCACGUCCGGCGGUCGAAUCAUGUACUCCGGGCCCAGGAGAGACAUGCUGCCAUAUUUCGCGCUCGCCGAGUUCCCCUGCCCGCCGUUCAAGAAUCCGUCUGAUUAUUAUCUUGAUUUAGUAACGCUGGAUGACCUGUCGGCGGAAGCGAUGCUGGAGUCGUCGCAGAGGAUAGAACAUCUGGCGGAGCUGGCCAGAACGAGGCUACCUCCGAUCAGUGAUCCUGGACCACCCGGCGCACUUCCGCCCUCGAUGUCCGGUCCCAAUAUAUUUGUGCAAUUCUACGCUCUACUGUUACGGACGCUCAUCUACAGUCAACCGUGGGCGUUAACAAGACUGUUGCGGAAGGUCGUCAUUUCCGCGUCGCUCAGUGUUCUACUCGGUGCAAUAUUCUGGGAUGUCGCCAGCGAGUCGAAUCUACAUCUGCGAGAUAGAAUAGGCUAUCAUUACGCUAGUUUGGGCAUCUUCUUCUGGCCCCUGAGCCUACUGGCGAUGUGCGACGUGACCAACGGUAGGCCAAACGUGGAGCGGGACAUCAGGGACGGGCUGUACGGCAGAUUUAUGUAUAUUCUCGUAGAGGUCAUCUGCAGUGUGGUAUCCUGGUGCAUAAUCUACCUGAUAUAUCUGGCGCCGGCGUAUGCGAUGUCAGGGCUGCAUCUCGUGCCGGACGAGAACCUGACGUCGCUGUGGAACUACCUCGCGGUCGGCCUGCUGUACCUGAUGCUGCAGCACUUUAUCUGCACGUUCUUCGCGCACGUGUGCAAGUGGACCUACCUAGCGGCACUGUUCGCCGGCGUGGUGUUGGGCGAGAUGACCCUGGCCGGCGGGGUGACCCUGCACCUGGACAAUCUAUCGUCGUGGUACCAGCAGAUCAGCCCGAUGCAGUGGUCGCUGUCGCUGCUGCUGCCGCGGCUACACCAAAGCGAGAGCGUGGCCAAGCUGGUCAAUUGCAAGCCCAAGCAGAUUCAACGGCAGGACAUCAUCAUCCAGGCGGCGUGCGAGCCGCCCGACGGCGCGUUGGCCCUUCGCGAGAUCGCCCUCGACAAGCUGAACGUACGGGGGGAAUUUUGGCUGGGCAUCGGAGUGGCCGUCGUCGCCGUGCUGAUCAUCUUCGGGUUCUUGUGCGUCAAGUACGCUACCCCGAGGAGGCCCAGAAGCGCCCCGAACAAACCUUGAUACGCGGCACGUCGAGGAAUCGUCAUCGAGAGGUAGAAUCGCGACCGUGCCACGAAGUCGACCUAGGUAUUCGUGAGCUUUUCGUUUUCGGAGCGAGUCAUAACGUCAAUUGGCAAGAUUCAUUAUUGUAGAUUAAUAAUCAUGUACCAGCCAGAUAUGAAACAUUUCUGUUGCUAGCAUCCUCGUGAAUAUCCUUUUGUCAUCUGUAAGUUUUACAUUUUAUUCAACCUUAGCGUUUGUAUCCUCGGGGAUUUGAUUCUGACAAAGAGAUUUGGCAGAAUCUACUUCGCUAAUUCGAAUCGCGCUCGUAAAGUCUCGUCAAGUGUCUGCUCCGUUGCGAUUCUUUAAAGGAACGAACUUUAGGGACUCGCAGAGUAGACAGAGAGAGGCGGUAUAGAGUACAAAGCUUAACGAGACGUUACUUUAUCCCGUAAGGAGCUCGCUGUUUAUAAACGACAAAUAAACACGCUUAAUACUUCGUAUACUGCCCUAACUUUUAUUGUAACCGUAUGAAAUAAACAUUUUCACGAAAGGAA
Monomorium pharaonis (pharaoh ant) is the source of this 3355-nucleotide messenger RNA. RefSeq names its product ATP-binding cassette sub-family G member 8. Gene Ontology annotation, cellular component: plasma membrane. The transcript has 8 exons. The record is from RefSeq and is a predicted model, not a curated record. Lineage: Eukaryota; Metazoa; Arthropoda; Insecta; Hymenoptera; Formicidae. Gene Ontology annotation, molecular function: ATP hydrolysis activity; ATP binding; ABC-type transporter activity. The coding region runs from base 363 to 2819 and encodes 818 amino acids.